Molecule: messenger RNA, 860 nt
Organism: Trichomonas vaginalis G3
Lineage: Eukaryota; Parabasalia; Trichomonadida; Trichomonadidae
Product: protein of unknown function, DUF4106 family
Exons: 1
Source: RefSeq, a predicted model, not a curated record
AUGCUUAAGGAAGAUUAUGGUUACCCAGAUACUCUUGACUUUAGUGACAGAUAUAAAGAAGCUAUUAGAAAGUUCAAGGAAGGAAAUACUGACCCGAACCUAUUUAGCUUUAUGGUUCAGCAUCAAAUCGGAUAUAAUCUCAAACCUGGAAAAUACAAGCUCGCUAAGGGAUAUGAUUUAAUAGCAUAUCAUCCAAAUGACAUGGAUGAAUUUACUCCGAGAUAUUUGAUGUCAGAGCUAAAUGAUAAUUCAACUCUCUUCAUGAAACGUGUAAAAAAUAGAGACGGAACGAAAGAAGAAAGGUUUAUGAGUCCGGAUGACUUAGAUAGGGAACUUGUUAAAAACGGUCUCGGAAUAUAUGAAAUGCCAGCAGAUGAGGUACAAGAAACUCAACAGGAAGAAGUUCAGAUACAACCAGACAUGGAAGAAAUAGUUCAGCAACAACAGCUAGAAGAGCCUGAAGGAAACGAACAAGUCCCUCCUUUGGAAACUAACUUCACAGAACUAGAUGAAGAUUUGGAACAGCCGAAAAAUCUUGACCCUCAACAAGAGUAUGAGGAGAAUAUGGAAUCUUUCCAAGAGUCUAAGAAAAAUUCGGCUGACAUAGUAGAAGGAUAUCGAAAAAUGUUCACCGACAUACAAAAGACUCCAACAUCAGAUGAAAAUAUUCAGCAUAGAGUGGAAGUACUGAAAGAAAAUGUACGCAAAUACAAUAAUCCUUUUUACUUACGACCAUAUAACGUUCAAUCUUUGGCUGAACUCGGUGAAAAUAAAAGGUUAAAUUUCAACAAAACAUAUAGAAAUGAAACAUUGUUUAAAGUUCAUUCAGAACCUAACCAAUAUGGAAACAAACCUACUUU